AUGAUGCUUAGAUUGAAUUACCGACAAGAAGCCGGGGUACUUACACAACGUGUUGUAAAAAUUGGACGAAAACGGCGUGUUUUGUGGUAUUUUGUUUGUUCAAAUGAUUCUCAUAUGUGGCGCAACGUCGAACACGAAGCGCAGGAGGAGGAGGGCGUACUUGUGGCGGUGCUGCGCCGCGAGGUAGCGCAGGAUUGCGGCAUGACGGUGGCCACGCUUGGCUACACCAUGGUGAUCUGUGGCAAUAGUGAUGAUCCGCAGCAUAGGUAUCGAGGACGCAUCGAAAAGGUAAAAUUUGGAGUACCGAUUGAAGAGGCUUUCGCGCACGACAUACCUGCCACUUUAUUGGUUAGUAUUACUUUUGUUAUUAUUAUUGUUAUUAUUAUUCCGCCAUUGUUAUUAAUAUCAUUAUUAUUUUUGUGGUUACAUAGCAAAAAUUUGUUUUUUCCUUUCAUCUUGACAUGUGCCUUAAUAUAA
Messenger RNA from Gongylonema pulchrum, 477 nucleotides. The record is from the annotation of a GenBank genome assembly. NCBI's taxonomy places the organism in Eukaryota, Metazoa, Nematoda, Chromadorea, Rhabditida, Gongylonematidae.